CCCUCACCUGGGGAGAUCCUUUGACAACCUAAUUUGUCUUACUAAACUGAUAAUUACUUAUGUCAACAAAAUGCAUACCAUUAUGUAGAAUUUCCUUUAGUGGUUAUCUUUAACUACUUACUUUUUUAAGUAUUUAAUCUCCAUUAAGUAUGUAAGUGCCAAUAAAAACUAAAUUGUUUUUCGGUUUCAAAACACUUAAAAUCAUACGUUUUCGUGAUUAAAACGCUGAGAAGCGAAAUGUUUUACGUACUUUUAUAUUUACUAUUCGUAACUGUAACAGCAGACGCCUACGUCCUUCUCCAAGUGAGUAAAGACGGCCAGAACCGUUCCAACGUAGAUGCCCUGAUCCAUAAGGUUGUCCCACCAGGGAAGGCAGAUGCUAUCACCAGGAUGGCCAGGAAACAGUUCUCCCAGAACCGGGAAAAGCUGGAACCAGUGGCUGAGUCGGAGGAUGAGGUGCAGGAUACUAUGAAGGAGUUUGUGGAGAAAAACGCUGAGCUGCGAACGAAGGAUUUUAGAAUCAAGCCCCAAGUGAUCCAUUUCCGCAGUGACCAGCCCUCGCUAAUGUAUGAAGUGAACGCCAACGUCCUCAUAAAGGCUCUAAAAGACUUCCUCUCUUCCAAAAUGGUCGCCCAAUACACAGACGACGUUGCAAAGAGAGCCGCUGUAGUGUACAGGUCUCUUAACAAAAAAGAGAAAUAA
This is a messenger RNA of Ostrinia nubilalis (European corn borer), 702 nucleotides long. RefSeq lists its product as uncharacterized. The transcript has 3 exons. The coding region runs from base 238 to 702 and encodes 154 amino acids. The record is from RefSeq and is a predicted model, not a curated record. Lineage: Eukaryota; Metazoa; Arthropoda; Insecta; Lepidoptera; Crambidae.